This is a messenger RNA of Aureobasidium pullulans EXF-150, 1818 nucleotides long. RefSeq lists its product as uncharacterized. The coding region runs from base 1 to 1818 and encodes 605 amino acids. Lineage: Eukaryota; Fungi; Ascomycota; Dothideomycetes; Dothideales; Saccotheciaceae. The transcript has a single exon. The record is from RefSeq and is a predicted model, not a curated record.
AUGUUGACGGCUCCUCGAAUCAGUGGACGUUUCACCCAGCUCCUGCUGUUGGCCGCCAUCCUUCUCGUUCUCAUCGUAUCCUUAUACACAAAUGCCGACGCCAUUCAUAUUCCCGAGACCAUCUCUCUGAAGCCUCCAACAAAAGGCCGACCACACCAUCCCAUCGAUGAUUUGAUUGAAGAGGCGGAUCGCCAACAAGAUGCACUUUUGCAGAAGCAGUCGCAUACCCUAGCUGAUGCAGUGCGCGCAUACGAGGAUCGCAGAGGAAGACGGCCACCACCAGGUUUUGACGUUUGGUUCCACUUUGCACAAGAGAACAAUGCUCUCGUCGUUGAAGAUUUCUUCGACCGCGUAUACCACGAUCUCAACCCCUUCUGGGCUAUUCCUGCCUUGAAUAUCCGUCAACAAGCCGGCGACAUCUUCCAUCGCAUCAGCGUUCGCAAUGGCAACACUUCACAGCUUAGUGACGAGCCUCGUGUCUGGCUGGACCUCUGGGAGAACUUGAUUGGCACAAUCGCCCAACAUCUACCCGACAUGGACAUACCUAUCAACGUCAUGGACGAAUCGCGCGUCAUUGUACCAUGGGAAACAAUAGACGAGUACAUGACUGCAGAGAAGAAGUCUCGCCGCAUGGUUCCUGCUUCCGAAGUCGUGCGCAAGUUCGGCAAGACUUCUGUCGGCAAAGAUGAAGAGGUGCCUCCUUUUGAUCCCCAAUGGGAGGGUGGUCCGUACUGGGACCGUGCCGUUAUCGGCUGCCAUCCCGACUCUCCUGCUCGCUCAUACAAGGCAGAAGUCGACUACACAGCCUUCCCACCUUUGAACAAUUCUUACCCAGAGAAGAGCUAUGAAGGCUAUGUUACUAAUUGGACGUACGUAAAGCAACCAUGUGAGCAUCCUCAACUCCAAGGUCUUCACGGUACAUUCGUUGAGCCGAUCUCAAUAUCAAACUCUAGAAAACUCAUGCCCCUAUUUGGAGGCUCAAAGCUACCCAUGAACAACGAGAUUUUGCUACCGCCAGCUAUGUACUGGACGGACGACCCAUUUUACUCUGGAGGAGAGCAACAUGGUGCUGAAUGGGACAAGAAGAAGAACAAAAUAAUCUGGCGUGGCGCUGCCUCGGGUGGUCGUAACAAGGACACGAACUGGGCGCGCUUCCAGCGUCAUAGAUUUGUCUCGAUGAUGAACAGAACCAGUAUUGCUCAUGCUGAAGAAACGGGCAAACAGCCCAACUUCGAGCUCCCGGAACCUGGACAAUACGACUUACCGCCUGGGUCUUUGGCAAAGUGGGUUGGUGAAUCAGCCGAUGCGGCUUUUGUCCAUCUUCUCUGUUUCCCUGAUACUCGACCGCCUUUCUGCGACUAUGAUGAUGCAUUCUACGAAGUCAAGCCACCUAUGCCCAUGGGUGAACAAUACGACUAUAAAUAUCUGCCGGAUAUUGAUGGCAAUUCUUUCUCUGGACGCUACCGAGGAUUCCUCGGAUCGACAUCUCUUCCAAUCAAGGCUACUAUUUACGAUGAAUGGCAUGACUCCAGAAUGAUGGCAUGGAAGCAUUUCGUGCCCAUGGACAACACAUUUGUGGAUGUCUACGGCAUUAUGCAUUAUUUCUUGGGUGGCCGCGAUGCAGCAGCCAAGAAGAUUGCGCUCGAAGGCAAGCAAUGGACUGAGACUGUUCUCAGAAGAGAAGACAUGCAGAUCUACGUCUUCAGACUAUUGCUCGAGUAUGCAAGAGUAUGUGACGACAAUCGAGAGAAGCUUGGCUGGGUCAGUGGGAUGGAGAGUUUACUGUUGGCCGAUAUGGGCACGGAUGGGACGAAUUAA